Messenger RNA from Neurospora crassa OR74A, 1794 nucleotides. RefSeq lists its product as hypothetical. Lineage: Eukaryota; Fungi; Ascomycota; Sordariomycetes; Sordariales; Sordariaceae. The coding region runs from base 1 to 1794 and encodes 597 amino acids. The record is from RefSeq and is a predicted model, not a curated record. Gene Ontology annotation, molecular function: serine-type endopeptidase activity. The transcript has 4 exons. Gene Ontology annotation, biological process: proteolysis.
AUGUCAGCGACGUCUUCCCGGCCCAAGACUAAGAUUUUGCAAUCACAACCUCCUAGUGACGCCGCAGGGCUUGCAGAACUGGAAAACCGACCGCCUCGGUUACCCGACGGGCCUCAAGAAAACGAACCAGUCGCAAAGUCACUGACCACAAAAGAAAGAAAAUCCCCGGAGACCAGCAAGGCUCGUGCCAUUGCUGCGAAGAGGGUAGAGCAACUUCUCAAAUUGCACUAUCUCCGAACACGUGAUGAACAGACCUGCAUCGACAUUCUAUUCCACGACGAGAUAACGCCAGACUUCGGUGAUCAAGUAUUGAAUUGCGAUCUGUCUGGAAUGACACAUAUGACCGAGGAAGAGUUCCAGAGACUUAUGUCAACGCUCAAGUUUCAUGAUGUCCUGCAAUACGUUGAACUCCCCGGACUGAGAAUCGGAACACCAUCCACCACUGACCUUGAUGGUGUCAAUGAGAAUGAACAGAAAGGACGCAAAAAUCUGGCGUGGGUUUUCGAGAAACUUAGAUCCAAUGGUGUCCAAAAAGUGCUGAGGGUGUCAGUCGAUGACACAUUGCUUCCCCCACACAGCGAUGAGGUCAUCGAAGACUCCCUGAAGCCCAUGGAGGUAGAAAUUUGGGACUGGAAGAAGAUUGAUCUCUGCUCAGAAGUUAUCUUCAACGCUGCACCUAUGGUUCGAGAGGUGUACCUCUACUGCAGUGGGAACAAUGCAAUUCUCCGGAGCUGGAGUGACGAGGGUGGCCUCAAACGUCUCAGUCAUCUCAAGAGAGUUUAUGUCGACGUGAAAAUGGAGUUCCGGAAACUGCUCAUCGAUGCAGAGAACAACUACGAUACUGGAACCACUAAGAAAGUCUGGGAGAUGAUUGAGACUCCGAUCAAGGUUGCGCUGAUUGAUGACGGCGUUGAUAUUAUGAAGUUGGAUCUCACUCCCGCCCAGUGCCUCGGCGGUCGGACGUUUUGCCCAAGGAGUGGACCGCAUGAUAUGUGUAAGAACCAUCCACACUACAUAUCAAGCGCUGGGCAUGGAACCAUUAUGGCAGAGGCCAUUCUCGAGGUCUGCCCAAGAGCCAGCCUGUUGGUCCUCAAGCUCGAAGAUCUGCCUUCGAAGAAUGGCAACCGAGAAAUCACUACUCAAAGUGCAGUCAAGGCCAUUAAAAAGGCUGUUCAGAAACGCGUCGACAUAAUCUCAAUGUCAUGGACCAUCGACGUUGAUGAAAGUGACCCAGCGAAGAAUGAUCUUGAAGAGGCCAUCACUUCGGCGAGCAAGUUGGGGAUCCUCAUGUUCUGCUCGGCCAAGGACAACGGGGCAGACAAUCGGCAAACCUACCCUGCCAAGGCGGCGAGCGAAAAAAUCUUCAAGAUUGGUGCGGCCCUAGAAUCUGGCGUGGCUGAUGAAUGGGUUGGCGACCUACGUCUUCUGGAUUUCACUUUCCCCGGCAGCAAGAAGGAGUAUAAUGGGAUGACAAUCUUCGGCUCAUCCAUUGCCACGGCCUAUGCCGCCGGGCUGGUCGCUCUCAUUCUCUACUGCGUCCAGGUGCGUCUGUUCUUGGCCACAUCUGAGGCGGAUAAGAUGCAGGCUAGGAAGGACUUUGAGGCACUCAAAAAGCACGAGAACAUGUCUAAUGUGCUAGGUGAUACCAUCGGCACUACUCCUAUGAGCCAGCACAAGUUUGUCAUGGUUUGGAACAUGUUUUUGCCUGCAGUACAGAACAGGGAUGGGAAGCCCGAUAAGUUGCUGCAGUUGAUUGCGGAAGUGGGGAGGAAGCUGUGUGCGAGGGUUGAGUGA